AUGAAGAAACGUCCAUCGAGUUUCUAUUUGUUUCGAAUAGCGGUGAUUGCAUUUUUGGUCCAAACUUCAUUCCCUCUAACCCAACCGAAUAUCUAUAACUUACUCCAACAAUCGAAUACUCGACCUCCAACUGCAAAUGCUUCUAUUCCACUUGGUGUUAAACUUGGCAUGUACUUGGAGAGUUUAGGAAACUUCCGAUCGUCAGAGAUGUCGUUUGACGUUGAUUUAUAUGUUUACAUGUCGUGGCAGGACACUCGUCUGGCGCAUAAUUUUUCUGACUAUGUGCUCAUCAACAAUGAUGAAAUUCGAAAACAAAUUUGGCUUCCCGAUUUGUACUUCGCUAAUGCGAGACAGGCUAGCUUCCAAGAGGUUACAGUACCCAAUUUCAACCUUUUUGUUGCUCCGGACGGGACAGUUGCAUAUUCAUGUAGAUGCACAUUGACAGUGGCUUGUAGCUUGAAUCUGAGAUAUUACCCAAUGGACCAACAAUUAUGUUCGAUUCGAGUUUUGAGUUAUGCCUACAUAGCAAAACAAGUGAAUGUAACUUGGUUUGACAAGAAUCCAGUAAGAUUCAAUGAAGAAAUUGGGCUACCUGAAUUCCAAAUUGAACACGUGUCAAAUGCUUAUUGUAAUGGAUCUUAUCAAUAUGCUCUGACAGCUGACUCAUUUAAAUCAGACGACUUCAGUUGCCUAACUGGAAAUCUCUAUCUCUCUCGGUCAAUCGGAUAUAACCUUGUUCAAUCAUAUAUUCCUACUGGAUUAAUUGUGAUGAUUUCCUGGGUAUCAUUCUGGAUUGACAGACGAGCUGUCCCGGCUCGUGUUACUCUCAGUUUCACAACUUUAGUUUCUCUUACAACGCUUGGAAACGGACUCAGAUUUGGACUUCCCCAAGUGAGCUAUGCAAAAGCUAUCGACUUGUGGUACGGAGCGUGUAUGUUCUUCGUCUUCUGUGCACUUUUGGAAUUUGCAACUAUAAAUAGCUACAUGCGAAAGUCAGAGAAAUUCGAUAGUAUGGCGAAGAAAAUGCAAAGUGUCGUUUUGACGGGAAGAACAAGGGACUAUUUGGUUCGAGGCAUCAAAGAAAGCAUGCGGAUUGCAGGAGGUGCCGCCGGAAACGUUGUGGACGCACUCAACGACGACUGGUGUACCUAUUCAACCGAAAACGGACGACUGAAGACAGAAAAGAGCCCAAGAAGCUUUGGGAAGCCAGACACUGUUCAGGAUAUUUUGAGCGAGAGAAUAAAAUUCAUUGAUAACGAGUUCGACUUUGAUGCAAAAGAGGAUGACGGAAUGGCAAUGUCGAUCUAUGAUAAUGUAUCCUGUAGAAAGGAUGACGCAGAUUCGAGUUCAGAGGAAACAAAGUUCAGUACAAAACCAAAAAGAAACGGAACAAAUGGAACAAGGAAGUACAUUGAUAAGAGUCUAAACCAGUCAAAUCAAAAUGAGAGUUUGAUGGCAGCCACGUAUUUCCAGAUCUCAGCAAACCAUUCCCGACACGCACUGAAAAUUGACAAGUCAUGCCGAUACCUAUUCCCGUUUGCAUUCUUUGUAUGGAACGUCUUCUACUGGUGGUACUAUUUAGUGUACACCAAAACACCGGUUGAUAAAACAAAAUAA
Caenorhabditis remanei is the source of this 1617-nucleotide messenger RNA. RefSeq lists its product as uncharacterized. Gene Ontology annotation, biological process: regulation of membrane potential; chloride transmembrane transport; chemical synaptic transmission. The record is from RefSeq and is a predicted model, not a curated record. The coding region runs from base 1 to 1617 and encodes 538 amino acids. Gene Ontology annotation, molecular function: chloride channel activity; neurotransmitter receptor activity; extracellular ligand-gated monoatomic ion channel activity. The transcript has 13 exons. Gene Ontology annotation, cellular component: synapse; membrane; neuron projection. Lineage: Eukaryota; Metazoa; Nematoda; Chromadorea; Rhabditida; Rhabditidae.